AUGAAUAAUUCAACAGCGACAUCGACAGUUGCUUUAUCGAAAAACUUAACUUCAUUCUUUUAUCAAGAUUUGAUCGUUAAUGUUCAAGCAAUUCAACAUAAAAUAAUCGAAAUCGCAAAAUAUCUUGAUACUCAAUGGAAAAAUAAAAAGAUACGAAAGGAAUUAAAAUCGCGUUCAAUAACAUUUAUUGAUCCAUACGGAAAUUCAAUAACUAAUGAAUAUAUGGAUCACGAAUUAAUCAUCACAUUGUUUAGAAAGUAUAAGAAGAAUUAUGUACCAAAAUAUUUACAAAAAUGGAUUAAAAUUGGAAAAAUCAAUGAAAAUGGUAUCUUAACUUUAAAUGAUUUUGAACUAAAAUCACCUGUAUUCAAAUAUUCUGAUGGUUAUCAAUUUAUUGCAUAUGGUGUAUUAAAUAUCUUCAUAGAAUAUCGUGAAGAUAUAAUACCUGAACCAUUUCUACUACGUGUUCUGCCAACAGAUACUAUAGAAAAGAUUAAAAUACAAUUACAAAGUCUUGGAAAACUACCAAAAAUAGAACUGAAAUUGUCAAUAUUAGAUCAAGGUUCUCAAACGAAUAAACAAAGUUCGAAUGAAGAUCGAACACUCGAGUCAGAUGAUACCGUGUUGUCAGGUCAAUUAUAUGAAGAAAAUCGCAUUAUCACAGCAAAAAUUUUGCAAGAAAAAACUGAUAUUGCAGAAUCAAUUUCUUAUUUUAUGAUUCUUGUAAAACUUCUUACUGGACGCACGAUUAUUUUAUAUGUCAAUUCUGAUAUGACUAUAGCUAAUGUAAAACACUUGAUGCAAGAGAAGAUAGAUAUUCCUGUUAAUCAACAACGCUUAAUAUUUGCUAGUAAAGACCUAGAUAAUAACAGAACUCUUUCAGAAUAUAAAAUAGAACAUCUAGCCACACUUCAUAUGAUACAACGAUUACGUGGUGGAAUGUAUCAUUUUACUAGUGGUCGAUUAGAUUUUGAAAAUUUGCCACCUACAGGUGCUGCCGAAGCUAUUAAAAAUGUUUUCGCAUUCAAUUUUAAACAAUUGAAUAAUCUUGAACUUUUAUCAUCAACCGAAUUACAAAACCUUGUUUUACAAGGACAAGUUGUUCUUUCACAAUUAUUUAAUGUUAUCAACGAAAUCUUUGUAUUUCAAGGUGUUCCAAAUAUAAAAAACAUCAUAUUGUCGAAUGUAAAUGAUGAUGAACAUGAAAAUAAUAGUGAAGAAGAAGUUGAUGAUGAUGAUGAUAAUGUUUCCAAUGAUCAAUCAUAA
This is a messenger RNA of Rotaria sp. Silwood1, 1266 nucleotides long. NCBI's taxonomy places the organism in Eukaryota, Metazoa, Rotifera, Eurotatoria, Philodinida, Philodinidae. The record is from the annotation of a GenBank genome assembly.